AUGAAGCCGGGCGGUACCAUCAACUCACUGAGCAUCGCGCUACUGAACGGUUUGUCGACGGCAAUGGCACAAAACCUGUCAUACGGAGCCGAUAAUUGGUAUACCAGUAACCAGGUGACAGUUCAGCCAAUUACCUUCCUUGAUCAGUUCCAGUCACCCAUUGCUGGCAAUAUUUUCAUUCCCAACAGUGUUGACCGAUAUGGCAACGGUACCGGCAGUACCAAUAGCACCACGAGUGCGCCUGCUCUCGUCGUUGGGCAUCCUAUGGGCGCGGUGAAGGAACAGAGUGCCAACCUCUAUGCCACCAAGAUGGCUGAGCAAGGUUUCGUAGCCAUCUCGCUGGAUAUGCCCUUCUGGGGUUCGAGCGGAGGACGACCUAUGAAUACUGUCGCUCCAGAGUCGUACGCUGAAGCAAUCAGCGCGGCUGUCGACUUCCUAGGAACACAGGAGUUUGUCGAUCGACAGAGAAUAGGUGCAAUCGGUAUCUGUGGAAGUGGUUCUUUCGUGAUCAGCGCGGCUAAAAUCGAUUCCCGCAUCAGAGCGGUGGCUACAUCUAGCAUGUACGACAUGGGAGCGGUCACUCGCAAUGGUAUACAGCGUGCUUUGUCCCUCUCGGAGCGUCACGAUAUGGUCGACACUGCUUCACAACAGCGCUGGGCUGAGGUUGACGGUGCCAAUAUUGCUAUCACCGGUGGUACUCCCGACGUCCUGACCCCAGAGACUGAUGCCAUUGGACGCGAGUUCUAUGACUACUAUCGAACUUCUCGUGGAGAGUUCACUCCUCCAACAACCACGCCAAACAUGACUACCCACCCAACUGUCGCAAGCCAGCCCAAGUUCCUUAACUUCUAUCCCUUCAACGACAUUGACACCAUUGCACCGCGUCCUAUACUUUUCAUCUCGGGUGAUCAGGCACAUUCACGCGAGUUCUCCGAGGACGCGUAUUCUCGCGCUGCUUGGCCAAAGGAGCUAUUCUAG
Glarea lozoyensis ATCC 20868 is the source of this 978-nucleotide messenger RNA. Its product is annotated as alpha/beta-Hydrolase. The record is from RefSeq and is a predicted model, not a curated record. The transcript has a single exon. Lineage: Eukaryota; Fungi; Ascomycota; Leotiomycetes; Helotiales; Helotiaceae. Gene Ontology annotation, molecular function: hydrolase activity. Bases 1 to 978 code for a protein of 325 amino acids.